Amorphotheca resinae ATCC 22711 is the source of this 402-nucleotide messenger RNA. RefSeq lists its product as hypothetical. Lineage: Eukaryota; Fungi; Ascomycota; Leotiomycetes; Helotiales; Amorphothecaceae. The record is from RefSeq and is a predicted model, not a curated record. Bases 67 to 402 code for a protein of 111 amino acids. The transcript has 3 exons.
CAGUACAUUUCCUAAUAUACCUACCUACCUACCUCUCCCCCUCUCCUCUCCCUAGAAUCCGAAAUCAUGACUAUCGUCCACAUCGUCCUUUUUGAAUUCAAACCCUCUGUUGAUAAUGAGGUCAUUCGAGAUGUCUGCAGACGCAUGCUAGCCCUGCGCGAGAACUGCAUCCACCCGACGUCGAAGAAGCCGUACAUUCUCGAGGCCAGCGGCGGCCGCGACCAUUCCCCCGAGGGACAUCAAGUUGGCGGCUUCUCCCACGGCUUCGUCUCCCAUUUCGCGAAUGAGGAGGAUAGGAGGUAUUAUCUGGAGGAGGAUCCCGUUCAUUUGGAGUUUGUCAAGAGCUUAGGACCGAUCAUUCAGAAUGUCAGGGUUGUGGAUUAUACACCGGGAGAAUAUUAG